AUGUCACAUAAUGCUAUAUUGAAAUGGAUUGGAUAUUUGGUCAGUGUGCCAGAAGGUACCACUUUAAAAGAUUUAAGUGAUGGUAGAAUUUUAACUAAUUUGCUUAAUAAAUUGAAUCCAGAAGUUUACCCUCAAAAAGUUUAAUCUUCUCCUUAAAAAAAUUUCCAAAUGGAUAUGUUGUGUGUAACGAACUUGGUUUAAAAUUUGAAAUAAUCAAUUCCCAAUUUGCCUGAGAUUAACAGUUUAUUGAUUGCAAAACACUAAGAUACUGCUGAAAUCAUUAAGUUGAUUUCAAUAAUAAUCAAAAUUAUGAUUGAAUCUUAAUUAGCAUAAGAAGCUAUAUUGAAAUUGGAAGAAGAAUAAGUGCAAAAUAUUUUAUAAUUCAUUAAUGAAUAUUAAGAAGAAGAAGUUGGGAAUCAUUAACCAUCUGAUCGAAAGUUGCUUGAUAAAAUAGAUGAGUUGGAGGAUGAGAAUUAAUAAUUAAAAUAAUUGCUAGAAAAGCAGGAUUAGCAAUAGGCUUAACAUUUUAACAAAAUUAAGUAAUAGGAACAAUUAUUAGUUUAAAAAGAAAAUGAAAUUUCUGAGUUAAAACUAUGUAAUAUUUAUGCCAUAUAUUUAGAACUGCAGAAAAAACAUUCAUAUAGAAGAGGAGUUUUAUCCAAGGAACUUUAAUAGAAAAACUAAAAUUACAAUUAACAACAAUCAAUAAAGACAAAAAAGAAAUUAUCAGAAUAAAACGAAAAUGUAUUUAUAGUUUCAAAACAAUUUAGGUUAUAGCAUAAAUUAUAAAAUUAUUCAAAUUUAGAAAAUAUCAAUCUACAAUUGUAGUAAGAACUAGCAUAAAGAUGCAAAUAAGAUAAAGUUAUAGAGGAAUUAAAAACAAAUAUUGAAAUACUAAAAUAGUAGAUGGAUUAAAAAGAUACAAAAAUUAGUAAGUUGUAGGAUUAAAUGAAACAAACUAAUUAAAAUUAAUAAAAAGAAUGCAGCAAAUUAGUAGAGUUGGAAAUGCAGAAUGAGUAAUUGAAAUAAGAAAUCGAAGAUACUUAGAGGAGUAAAAAUAAGGAAAUUCAUUAAUUGCAUCAAAAACUAAAUGAAUUGAAAAUAUAAGUAGAUACUAUUUAGACAGAGAGACAAGAAACCUAAAGAUCUUCAGUUCAUUAUCAAUAAAGUCCUAGAUGCUUGGAUUCUGAAUUUAAAACUUUGCUUAAUGAUAACAUAGGUGGCUAUUAUUCGGAAUAGACAAUUUAGGAGUUUUAAUUAUAAAUAUAACAAAAAGAGUAAUAGUUAUAAUAAAAGGAAAUUUUAUAUGAUUAAAAAAUUAAAACACUUGAGGCUAAAAUAAAUAAAGAGAAGGAUACUAAUAUAUAACAUAUACAAAUUACAUCUUAAUUAUAAGAAGAUAAUAAGAAAUUGAAAUUCGAACUUGAAAAAUUAAUUGAUACAAAUUAUUAAGUAAGUAGAAUUCAUGCAGAAAAACAAUAAAACAUGCUUCUAAUUUCAGUAAUUGAAUGCUUGAAUGAAAAAGUUAAUUAGUUACACACCUAAUCGAAGGAGCAUCUUAAAAGUGAUAAGAAAAUAUAACCACAAAUUUUAUCCAGAAAUUCAAUUUCUUUAUGGAGUGCUAAAUAAUGA
Paramecium tetraurelia is the source of this 1632-nucleotide messenger RNA. RefSeq lists its product as uncharacterized. The transcript has 3 exons. The record is from RefSeq and is a predicted model, not a curated record. Lineage: Eukaryota; Ciliophora; Oligohymenophorea; Peniculida; Parameciidae.